Syngnathus acus (greater pipefish) is the source of this 1286-nucleotide messenger RNA. RefSeq names its product nuclear speckle splicing regulatory protein 1 (gene nsrp1). Gene Ontology annotation, biological process: regulation of alternative mRNA splicing, via spliceosome. The record is from RefSeq and is a predicted model, not a curated record. The coding region runs from base 79 to 1227 and encodes 382 amino acids. NCBI's taxonomy places the organism in Eukaryota, Metazoa, Chordata, Actinopteri, Syngnathiformes, Syngnathidae. The transcript has 7 exons.
UGAUUUGUCUAUUUUUUUAAUGGCACAAUUUAAAAAUGUGUCGAAUCUGCCGCAAGCGUUGAGCUCGAGCACACCAAGAUGGCGGUCCCUGGUAAACAGUACGGGCUCAUCCUGCCUCAGAAGAAAUGCUUGAAGACAACACGUCUCCAGAAACUUUGUGUGUUUGGGGAUGACUCCGAUGAUGAGACAUCUGUUGGUGAGAGUCUUCAAAAAGAAGCAGCCAAGAAAAAGACGAUGAGGCAGACUCAGCUGGAGAUGAAGAAGGCCCUGGAGGAGGACAGCACCGUCUAUGACUACGAUGCAGUGUAUGAUGAAAUUCAAAAGCAGAGACUGGAAACCAGUAAAAAGGUUUUGUCAGGACCAGAGAAGAAGCCUAAGUAUAUCCAUCAGCUGAUGAAGGCGGUGGACAGCCGCAAGAAGGAGCAGGAGCGCCGAGAGGAGCGGAAGAUCCAGAAGGAGCGUGAAGCGGAGGGCAACCAGUUUGCUGACAAGGAGGCCUACGUCACGACGGCCUACAAACGCAAGCUGCAGGAGCAGAAGGAGGAAGAGGAGCGUGCAAAGCAUGAGGCUGCUAUUGAAGCCGCUUUGGACGUGAGGAAACAAAACGAUCUGAGUGGUUUCUACAGACAUCUUCUCAACCAGACUGUAGGAGAGGAAGCCAUCCCGGAUCGCUUGGCUAACAAAAGUCAAAAGUCAGAAGAUGGAGGGAUCCCAGAAACAUCUCAAACGAGUCAUGAAAUCACACCAAGUGACGGAGAAGCACAUGAGGAAAAGCACAGCAAGACCUCCUCCUCGCAUUCCAAACGCCAUUAUAGACGCAGGUCACCAGCCUCUGGUAGUGACGACGAGCGGGAGAGAGAGGCGCAGAGGAAGAAAGAGCCAGAGAAGGUUGAGCAACGCAGCGGGAGGAGAGACCGCGACAAAAACGGCCAAAGUCACAGACGUCGAGAUGAGCCGAGGGAAAAAGGUGACAGGAGGAAGUCUGAGGAAGAUAAAGGGCAAGAGGAAGAGGUGCGGGGGAAAGAUAAAGGCGAAGCAGCUGGAGAAGAGAAGGAUGAAGGUGAGAAGGAAGAAGUUGAGAAGGAAGGCCAAACAGAGGAGACCAAGGUCAAUAAGUUUGCAAAGCGUUCCAAUGAGCAGACGUUGAGCUCGGCCAGAGAUCGAUACCUCGCUCGCCAGAUGGCUCGCUCGACCUCCAAGAGCUACAUUGAGCGUGAAGAAGACUGACACACAACAGAUUAUUAACUGCAGAAAAUAUAAAUAAAGAGGCAAAGUCAAAAAGAAAA